Messenger RNA from Bursaphelenchus okinawaensis, 2959 nucleotides. The record is from the annotation of a GenBank genome assembly. NCBI's taxonomy places the organism in Eukaryota, Metazoa, Nematoda, Chromadorea, Rhabditida, Aphelenchoididae.
AUGACAAGGUUACAACACAUACUACAGCUAUCGGCUGUUCUCUUACCUCUAUUUUUAGCUCAACAAUUUCAUAUUAGUGGGCCGGGCAGUGUUGGAAGCUUGGAUCCUUGCAAAUAUUUUGAAAAUGUUACAGGUAAGACAUUACUUUCUCAUUGUUUUUGGUUUAAAAAUUUUGAAAAUCACCCCCCAAAAAAAUUUACCACGCCCAAAAUUUUUUGUUUUUUUUAAAGUUUAAGGUUUAUAUAAAUACAAAAAUUUUUUAAAAUUUAUACUUGCUUCACUCCAUCUGCAUUAUCCACCUCCAAAAAUUUUUACCCCGCCCAAUUUUUUUUUGUUUUUUUAAAAAAUGACAGUUGUUAUAGCCGGAAAAAAAAUCUGUCAUACUUUUUUUCCCCUUCCCCCUCCCCCCCCCAAAAAAAUUUUUUUUACCCCGCCCUACUUUUAUUUUCAAAAACAGGUUGAAAUGCCAUUUUUAGAUGUACAACAACUAAAUCACCAUGAAUUCGUGGCUUUUGAACAAUGCUUAUACUACUUCUUGGCCAACAAAGCUCAACAAGGUUCGGCCAAGUUCGGAUCAGUCCACCCAAUCGCCACCCUUCCACCAGUCUACGGAAGCACCGAUCAGAAGAAUGUCAAGGUUAAAGUUGGCCAGAUUACUUUACAGCACUUCCAAUUGGUAUGGUUUUUUAGAUUUUUAUGAUUUUUCUUUGGGCGGGGUAAUUUUUUAAAAUUUUUUGGGCGGGGUAAAUUUAAAAAUUUUUUUGGAAUUUUUUUUAAUUGCUUAGGCGUGAUAGAAUAUUAAAAAUUUUUGGACGGUGUUGAUUUUUUAAAUUUUUUUUGGGCGGGGUAAUUUUUAAAAAUUUUGAGCGGGGUAGAUUUUUGUAUUUUUUGGGCAGGGUAGAUUUUUCAUUUUUUUUGACGGGGUACAAUUUUUUAAAUUUUUUAGUUAAGGUAGGGUUUUUUAAAAUAGGUUAGGUUCUGGGUUAUGGUAAAGCUGAAAUGUACCCUUAGGCUUUGAAAUUUUAAAUUGUAUUUCAAAAUUUCAGAACGAGUUUGUGAAAGACCUGAACAUCAUGGGUUACAUGGAGAUGCAAUGGGAUGACCAACGUCUGGCUUGGGACCAAAGUCAAUGGAAACUAGAAAAACUUCAAAUCCACUCGGCCAACCACAUUUGGAUCCCAGUCCUCUCGUCACAAGCCUACGAGACCUCGUUGCGCAACGAUGACGUCAUGGAGGUGCGCAAGUUGGAGACCUCGAACAAGGGCAACGUCUCAGCCGUCAUCAGCUUCAGUCUGAAGACGUUCUGCGACGACACCGACUUCCGCCACUUCCCCGACGACGUCUACAAGUGCUGCUUCCAACUGGAGCCCCACUUCAACCAAGACCUCAUCGAGUUCAGUGUGGAUGGCCUGCCCGUCUUCACCGACCCCAAGUACUUCCGCGACUACGGCUGGAGCAUGUCCGGUACCAUCCCGUCGGUGAACCCCGAUCCCAAUAUUGUAGCUCAACUCAACUUCUGCAUCAACCUUCAACGUUCAUCGUCCGCCGUGAAGAUUGAACUAAGUGUACCAACUUGGGUCUCCGCCAUCUUGUUCUUGUUCUCACCCUUCUUGGGCAGUAUCAAGAUUCAGUUGUACAUCAAACUGUUCGUCAUGCUACUUCAGGUCAUUAUACUGCAGUUGUUCAGUAACAGAAUCGCACCACAUUUGGGCAGUGCUUCGGCUACACCUGUUAUCAGUAGGUUUUGGGGACUGUUUCACAAAAAAAAUUAAAUUUUUUUAAAACCAAAUUUUUUGCAUGUUUUUUUUAUAAAAUGGCAAGAACUUUCUUUACAAAACAUAAAAUGGCAAGAACUUUCUUUACAGAACAAAAAAUGGCAAGAACUUUCUUUACAAAACAAAAAAUAGCAAAAACUUUCCUUACAAAGCAAAAAAUGGCAAGAACUUUCUUUACAAACCAAAAAAUUAUAAAAAUGACGUUUUCAGUGGCCCUACACGAGUUCUGCAUGGUAAUGAACACUUUGAGUAUUGUGGCCAGCAUUCUCUUCUUGAUGCAAACCAGAAUCAGAAGAAACCUCCCACCUUGGGGAUGGUUGAUCAGGUAAUAAUCAUUAUUGUUUUAUACACAAAAAGUCAUUUUAAAAUUUGCAUUUACUUAAAAAUUUAUUUUAAAGAUUUUUGAGCGUAAUACGGCUUAGGUUUGUUAUUGCACCGUGCAGAAAUUUUAAAAUUCGCCCUGCUUUGAGUUUUACCACGCCCAAGCCAAAAAAGGUUGAAAAAUAUUUUUUCGCUGUGUUUUAUGACAUUUUCAAUGAACAACAAUUUUAAAUUUACCUAAAAGUCAUUUUAAAACUAACUUUUUUAAUUGUUGCACAGUGCAAAGCCUUUAUUUUCUCUUUGCACAGUGCAAAGCCUUUUUUCUGUUGCACCGUGCAAAAUUAGCGGCUCUUUCUCUUUGUUCUUAUUGACUGCACUGUGCAUAGCCCUUUUUCUGUUGCACCGUGCAAAACUGAGCAGUUCUUUUCCUUUGAUGUUAUCGACUGCACAGUGCAAUCUUUUAAUUUGAUUGUACUGUGCAGAAAAUUAUUUUUUGAAAUUUAUGCCUAUUUUUUCAAUUAAAUGUGGCAUCUUUUAAAUCAGAAAGAUUUGGAAAGUCUUUUUUGGUUAAUUUGUGAUAAUUUAGGUAUUAAAAAUUUUAAAAAACCAAAAAUUUCAGUUAAAAAUUUUAAAAACUUCAAAAUUUCAGUGCCUCAAACAUAAUCAACAAGUUCAUCUGUUUCUUCAACCAAACCGCCGAAUGGGAUUCAGAAGGCGUGGAAUUGGAAAAGGGUGGGAUCCCCACCUCAGCCACCGCCAAUCGCUAUCAAGCCGACUGGCACAACGCCUUCUUGGCCUUACAUGGAGUAACCACCCUCACCUUCUCAGUGAUCUUCAUUUUGGGAUACCUGGCUAUCCGCUAG